AUGGUUAAUCUGAGAUCGGGUGGAACGCCUGAUUUAACGAAGGACUACGUGACGACGCGUAGAAGAAGUCCUCAAACACCGGAGGCACAACAAGAAGGACUGGACGCAGGUCUACCAACACCUGCAACCAACAGAAAGGUGAUUGCCCCAGGGGCUUUUGAACCUGACGAGACAAUCGAAGAAGAAUCGAACAAGUCGAAUAUCGAAUACGAAGACCCAAUUGACAACAAUGAGAUGUCGGAUAACGCGGGUGGCUCUAGUAGCCGUGAUGAUGUGAGUGAGGAAACUCGCAUGAGAUUGGAGAUCGCGAGACUCCAGCAUGAAGUCCAACAGAUGAAAGCAAGUAGAGGUGAACCCUCUGCUAGUGAUGAGAACAUUAAUGCAGAUUUAGCAAACUAUCUGCAGAGAAAAGGCAGAACGUCUGCUAUUGUGAAGAUUCUUAAUGAAUUCCGUGACCAAUUUUAA
This is a messenger RNA of Histoplasma mississippiense, 465 nucleotides long. RefSeq lists its product with no specific name. Lineage: Eukaryota; Fungi; Ascomycota; Eurotiomycetes; Onygenales; Ajellomycetaceae. The transcript is spliced from 2 exons. Bases 1 to 465 code for a protein of 154 amino acids. The record is from RefSeq and is a predicted model, not a curated record.